AUGUCGCAUAAUUCUUUGUCAUUAAAAUUGUUGGUAAAUCAAAUUGCUGCGAAUGUUUACAUUACACUUCGUGAAAAGAGGGACAAAUAUGCGAUGCAAUGUUUAAAGUUAAAACCAAAACCCUCAACUUGUUUUGUUGAUGAACAACUUUUAGGGUUUCUCAUGAUGAACGAUUACACUUCGCUGGUCAUCACGAAAGCGUUGGAUGUUUAA
Molecule: messenger RNA, 213 nt
Organism: Clunio marinus
Lineage: Eukaryota; Metazoa; Arthropoda; Insecta; Diptera; Chironomidae
Source: the annotation of a GenBank genome assembly